Molecule: messenger RNA, 2368 nt
Organism: Archocentrus centrarchus (flier cichlid)
Lineage: Eukaryota; Metazoa; Chordata; Actinopteri; Cichliformes; Cichlidae
Gene: mospd2
Product: motile sperm domain containing 2
Exons: 15
Coding region: 354-1922 (522 amino acids)
Cellular component (GO): endomembrane system; endoplasmic reticulum-endosome membrane contact site
Source: RefSeq, a predicted model, not a curated record
ACUGCCACUGAACGCUUCCUGUCAGACGAAGUGCAUUGUGGGUGAGAUUUGUAAACAAAAGUCUUGUAACGACUAAGAAAAGCUAAAGUGUGUCACUACCUGGAACAUUUAUUUAAACUAAUUGCCUGUAUUAAUGAUAAGGCUUUUAACGGGUCUUGGACAUUUCACCACUCCUUCCACUCCCUCGGUUACAAACAAACGGAGAAGAGGUGUGGCUAAACCGGCGGAGCCAACAUGGCAACGACAGCGCGUCAGUUUCACAGUCAGUUUAGUUCGCACUGAUUCAUACAAACAACAGUUAGCUAACUCGCUUCCAGUACGCGGAACUGCCACAGACCAGUGAACUGCUGAACAUGGCUGAAGUUGAGCCACACGAAGGGGCACAGGACCUUGAAAAGAAAAUUGAGGAGACGAGGCAGAGAUUCAACAAUGAGUUGCUCCAAGAUUCAACAGAGAAGUAUGACCACAGGGACGUGGAAAGGCUUCAAACAGAUGACAGUCUGGUGGAGGGCUACCUGACAUGGAGGUUCUAUAAUGUUGACGAUGCCUUGAAAAUGAUUGAUGAAAGUCUUCAUUGGAGAAAAGAGUUUAGCGUAAAUGACAUUAAUGAGAGCACUAUUCCCAGAUGGAUGUUCGAGACAGGGGCCGUCUACCUCCAUGGCUACGACAAAGAGGGCAACAAGCUCUUCUGGUUCAAGGUAAAGCUACAUGUCAAGGAUGCAAAGACCACCAUAGACAAGAAAAAGUAUGUUGCCUUCUGGCUGGAGAGGUAUGCAAAGAAGGAACCUGGGAUGCCUCUCACUGUUGUGUUUGACAUGACGGACUCCGGCCUCAGCAAUGUAGACAUGGACUUUGUGAAGUACAUUAUUAAUUGCUUCAAAGUAUAUUAUCCAAAGUUUUUAUCCAAAAUGAUAAUAGUGGAUAUGCCUUGGAUUUUGAAUGCUGCGUGGAAGAUUGUGAAGUCAUGGUUGGGUCCAGAGGCAAUCAGCAAACUCAGGUUUGCAUCCAAAUCUGAGGUCCAUACAUACAUAGGCCCCGAGUACCUGCCACCUCACAUGGGUGGAACGGAUCCCUUCAAGUAUAGCUACCCGCCUCUUCCUGAUGAUGAUUUCCAAACACCCAUCUGUGACAAUGGACCCAUUGUCAGUGAUGAUGAGAGCAAAGAAGGUGAUAUGGAUGUUAAAGAUGCCCUUGAGUCCAGCUUCAACUCAGAAGUUGUAGUAAAGCCCAAAAAGGUAAAUUUUGUGGAACAAAGUUUGAGGUCAGAGGACAAUGAUAAAGGAGACACAAGUGCCAGGACCAAAGGUGCCAGGAAACCACUGACCACCUUCAAAGGCUCUCUGCUAGAUGUUAGCCCUGCAGAGGAGCUCAGCUUUGGUUCUGGAGAGACAGAAAAGAAAAGCCUAAUUAUCCUGAACAAUGUGGUCAAAAAUCAGGUGGCCUUUAAGGUGCGGACCACAGCGCCCGACAAGUACAGAGUGAAGCCGAGCAGCAGCUGCUGCGAGCCAGGAGCUUCGGUAGAUAUAGUGGUGUCACUACAUGGAGGUUCUCAGGCCUCUCCACAGGACAGAUUUCUGAUUAUGGCAGCUGAGAUGGAAAAUGCUGGAUCACAAGAUCUUUCACAGUUCUGGAAAGAAGUACCGAAAAAUAAGGUCAUGGAACACAGAUUGCGUUGUCAUGUUCUGGAGAGUGUUAAACCAGCAAUCAAACUUUUUAAGGACAGCCCAAUGGAGACAGGGGCAAGUGAGCAGCAGGAAUUGAAUACAGCGCUAAUGCGAGUCACUGCCUGCAGCUCACGGCUGGAGCAGAAGCUGAACGCGUGCCUGUGGUUGCAGAAGGUUCUCAUUGUGCUGGUGGUAGUCCUCGUGAUGCUGAACCUGCUAUGUUUUUACCUGCUGGGAACAGCUCAGCGGCCAUCUUGAUGUGCAAGGGCACCCUCUCGCCUGCUUCUGUAAAUUACGGAUACACACUUCCAGCGGGGCCCACAGCUGGCUUCCUGAGUGGUGGACAUCUGCCGUUCUCCCACACUUCCCACAAGCUUCUGUCACGGAGAGUCAGCAGGGCUGACUUUAGGACGUGUGAGUUGUUGUGGAGUAAAACUUGAUGAAGAGAGAUUGUCUCUUUUUAUGGCGCAGAUGUGUAACAUCACAUCCUUGGUGGGUUUUUUUGUUUGUUUGUUUUGUUUUGUUUUGUUUUUUGUUCUGUUUUUCAAAUAAUGUUCAUGAAAAAAUAAUUUACUAAAAUUAAUUGAAAUUGUCACAAUAUGUAGAAAAUAUUAGUUAUUUUUGCAAGCAUAUUGUAUAAUUUUUUUUUUUACAUUAUAUAAAUAUACACAAAUAAAAUACACACUUUUGGUCACCUUAUCUAA